Oreochromis niloticus (Nile tilapia) is the source of this 1525-nucleotide messenger RNA. It is a transcript of the gene rsl1d1, whose product is annotated as ribosomal L1 domain containing 1. Gene Ontology annotation, molecular function: RNA binding. The transcript has 9 exons. Bases 91 to 1146 code for a protein of 351 amino acids. NCBI's taxonomy places the organism in Eukaryota, Metazoa, Chordata, Actinopteri, Cichliformes, Cichlidae. The record is from RefSeq and is a predicted model, not a curated record.
CAGAUACAUAUAUAUAUAUAUAUAUAAAGGAUGCCGAACUUUACAGCCCUUACGUCACAGUAUGGGCUGAGCUGAGCCCCUAUCCAACGCAUGCGCUCUGGUGUUUUGGGGGUCCACGUGUUAAGAAUGGCAGAGAAACCUGUACUGGACCGACCGCAGGUAAAGAAGGCCGUCCAGGCCUUGCAGGCGUUCCUAAAAAACAAAGCUAGCGGUGAGGCGCUGUUUCUGGAUGAGGCUCAGCAUGUUAGCCUGCUCUUCACCCUGUGGAAGAUACCCAAAGAAGCUCAGACCAUACGCAUUCCCUUGCCCCAUGGCCAGCGGUCAGACACAGAAGAGAUUUGCCUCUUCACCAGAGAUGAGCCCAACAUGACCUCAGACCAGACCCAGAGGUUUUAUAAGAAGCUUCUGCAGGAGAGAGGUGUCAAAAGCAUAUCAGAGAUCAUACCGUACAAGGUCCUGAAGACGGAGUACAAACCAUAUGAAGCCAAGCGCCGCCUGCUGGGAAACUUUGACCUGUUCAUUUCUGAUGACCGCAUCCGCCGACUGCUGCCAACGCACCUCGGAAAACAUUUCUACAAAAGUAAAAAAGAGCCGCUGUGCGUGAACCUGCAGAGCAAGCAUCUGGCCAGAGACAUCGAGAGGGUCAUCCAGGGGACCAGCCUGAAGGUUACCAACAAGGGCUGCUGCUGUAUGGCACGUGUUGCCCACUCGGGCAUGACUGCAGACGAGGUGACGGAAAACAUCGAGGCUGCCGUGCAGACAGUGGUGACCAAACUGCGCAUGAAAGGACCGGUGAUUAAACUCAUCCACAUAAAGAGUCAAACGUCGGUGGCUCUGCCUAUCUACACCUCAGACUUGGGCCAUCUCUCUGUCCUGGAGUCUAAACAAGCUCAGACGCCUAAGGACAAGGAAUCUGCAUCCACAAAGCAGACAAAGAAAAAUAAGACAGAGGACAAGAAGCAAGCAGAUACUACCGCAGAGGGCAAGAGGAAGGAGAAGAGGGGGAAGAAAAAUAAAGCAGCAGCUGAAGAGGAGGAGGAAGAAAUCCCACAGCUGGUUCCCAUAGAAACCCCUAUCAAAAAGCCUAAACUGGAGAAGCCGUCCAAAAGAAGAAGCUGGAGAAAGCCCCCAAACCCGCAGCGGUGAAGAAAGGAACAAAAGCUCAGAGCAAACUGAUCAAGAAGACCGACUCCAAAGUAAAAAGAAAAGUACCUAAAGUGAAAUGAUCGUUAACAUGGACAUUAAAUAAAUGUUUUUUUUCUCUGUACUUCUGUUCUUCUUUUCCCUCUAGUGAUGAUGUAUUCUGUGAAUGUUCUAAUGUUACUGUUUGAUGACAGUAGAGACAAAACUACUGCUCAUAAUGUGUUUGAUUCAAGCCCAUCUUGUGGCGAGUCAUCAUACAGUGUCAGUGCCUUCGACUCGAGCUAAUCAAGCAGCUAAUCUGUGAAGGAUUUUCACACAAUUUACAGUUUUCAUAUACAGUGUUGGGGUUAUGUGCUGUUGUAAUAAAGCCUGAACGCUGAAA